AUGAUAAAUAAAUCGAAGCUGCUCAGGGACAAUUCAAAGACAGCAGUAUUUUGCUUUGAACCCGGCGUCGCCGAAAACACAACUGACGUGGACAUCGUGAACGGAGCACGUCCAAGUUUCAUGGACAUGCACUCACCGGACAUAAAAAGAGUGAAGAACAAAUAUCAUAAAAUGGAAAAAUACCAUAGAAUGGAAACGAAGAAGAAGGAAGAGGAACGACCGGAUGCUGGAUUCAUGCAAUGCCUCGCUCGGAAUGCACCGGCUAGGAGACACACAGCUUUUCAGUUAUCAGCCCUUAUUAUAAGAGUAUGA
Messenger RNA from Necator americanus (New World hookworm), 312 nucleotides. RefSeq lists its product as uncharacterized. The record is from RefSeq and is a predicted model, not a curated record. The transcript has 3 exons. The coding region runs from base 1 to 312 and encodes 103 amino acids. NCBI's taxonomy places the organism in Eukaryota, Metazoa, Nematoda, Chromadorea, Rhabditida, Ancylostomatidae.